Telopea speciosissima is the source of this 1042-nucleotide messenger RNA. RefSeq names its product RING-H2 finger protein ATL29-like. The transcript has a single exon. NCBI's taxonomy places the organism in Eukaryota, Viridiplantae, Streptophyta, Magnoliopsida, Proteales, Proteaceae. Bases 23 to 1042 code for a protein of 339 amino acids. The record is from RefSeq and is a predicted model, not a curated record.
CUUUGGUUGCUGCUUUCUGGCAAUGUCGACAAAUUUCGAUCCCCAAUCAUCAUCACAUUCAAAUCAAACAGAUUCAUCUUACACCGCACCGCCGGUAACUGUAACCCUCACUAUUAUCCUCCUUGUUUUCUUCUUUGGUGGCAUCUUCUCCAUCUACCUCUGUCGUUGCUUUAUGGCAUACCUACUCAAUACAUCGAAUAUUCGAAAUUCCGGCCGUAUCCCAGCCAGCAAUGCUGUCCAACCAAAUGCUGGUGGUGGUGGUGGUGGUGGUGGCGGAGCCGCCUCGAAUGGCCUAGACCCUUCAAUCAUUGCUACAUUCCCUACACUUGUGUAUUCCAUGGUGAAAGAUCUCCGACAAGAUAAAUGUGGUCUAGAAUGUGCUGUUUGCUUGGCUGAAUUCGAAGACGACGAUGAGCUUCGCCUUUUAACAGUUUGUAAUCAUGUGUUUCAUCCAGACUGUAUAGACUUAUGGUUUGGAAACCAUAACACAUGCCCACUUUGUAGGAGAAGCCUCUUACCAUCUGAGAAAUCACAACAAGAUCAGAAUAAUAAUAUUGUCACAGAAUCUCAACCGACGGCAGAGAAUGAUCAACAGGAGAAUGGGACAACAAGAGAAGAUAAUAAUAGUGUGUCUACAAAAGAUGAAGAAGAGGAAGAACGUGAAGAGGUGGUGUUGGUGGUGGUGGAUAAAGGAGAUAGCCAUGAUAAGGGUGCAACAACAAGUGCUGCUGGUGCAUUAAUUGUUACACAAAAGGAUGGAAAUGGAAAACAAAAACCUGUGAAUGAUAUGAAAAUUAACAGAUUUAGGUGGCAUUCUACGGGGCACUCCAUCAUAAAUGUGGAACGAGAUCCGAAUGAUGAACGGUAUACAUUGAGAUUGCCGGAUCAUGUCAAGGAGCAAAUUGUAAGAGGUCAUAAAUUGGCAGGAAGUUGUACUACAUUUGGAGAAUUAUCCAACAAUGCCGGCAACGGUUCCCGGUCGGUCGGUUAUGCCGAACUGUCGUCAGGGUUUUCCGGCGGUGGCGAUGUAACUAGAGUGUAA